UCUGAGCUGAGUACACUCCACUUGCUGGCCUCUAAACUGAUUGAAAGCUUUAAAUCAACUAGAUGACGAUUAAAACCCCUUUUAGCAGCUCAUUUCAGUUCACUAAUCAGAGCUGAAAGAAAGCUAAAUAGACUUUUAGAGAGGUGUAGAAGAGAGAUUAGUGUGGCAGAGGAGGGGCGUGACAGGGAACCAGCCGAGCAGCCAAGCUGCUGCUGCAAGGGGAGGAAGAUCAGGAGAUGCAUCAGCCAAAGCCAGAGGUCAAGAAAAAAAGCGACAGAAUAGUGAAAAGGUAGACUCAGAGAGAGAGGAGGGUCAUUUUGUGAUCUGAGCCAGAAACCAGCCUCUCUUUGUUGUUGUUUGUGGGGCCAACCGAGCAGAGUGGAGGAUGUGAAGGAGAGGGAGAAAGGGAGGCGACUGCAAGGAAGACAAGACAAAUGCUCUCAGAGAUGAUGUGCAGGAGGAGCUGCCAGCAGCAGCAGGAUGGGAAAGGGGGUCCACAGAGGGACCCCUCCAGCCGCAGGAAGCACGGCUGGUCCAAGAGCUGCAGGGGUCGCCUGCAGGGGCGGAGGACAGGAGGGGGAGGGUGGCCAAGAGGGCGCAAUCACCAGCAGCCCCCUCAACGUCAUCAUCCCCACCACAAUCAUCCCAGACACUUCCCGAGGCCGGGGAUCUCGCUCCGGCCCGUCAACGUCAAAGGAAACAGAGCGAGGGGGAUGCGGGCCCCCAAGAACACCAACCAGUUUCUGAUGCACGAGAAGUACCAGAUGCUGCACAUGCGCUCCGACUCGGUCGGGAGCGACAGCAGCAGCAGCUCAGACAGUGAAGUGGAGCUCACGGACAUGGACUCAUACCUGGGCGUCCUGGAGAAUGCCAGAGGAGCCCUAUUGGACAGUCCCAACCCACACAGCUCAACUUCGCCUACAGGGCAGAUUGUGGUACUGCAGGAUGACAGUCUGCGUCUGCAGGAUGACAGUCUGCGUCUGCAGGAUGACAGUCUGCGUCUGCACGAGGACAGUCUGCGUCUGCACGAGGACAGUUUGCGUCUGCAGGAGGACAGCAUGCAGUAUUUCCCCUCUGAAGACGACUUGAUUAAGAGCCAGAAUUUCAUGCAGAGGGACUUUGUUGAGUUCUGUGACAUCCUGACACCCUGAAGGGGAACUUUCAGGGAGCCAUUUUGUUCUGUGUGAAACUCAAACCUAUGACAGAGCGGGGUCAGGUUUGUUCCGCUUCAUGCUCACAGAAAAAUUACAGAAAAAAAUAUCUCCAUCCUAUCGAGUCAUUUAGCCUUAAAUGUUAAGAAUAAGCUUGCAGGGUGAGAUUAUUCCAUCAGGAAUGAACUUUAAAAAAACAUAUAUUUUUAAAGUCAUUUUCUUAAUACUUUUGCAGUUAUAUGCCUUAGUUCAUCUUUUUUGAAGAUGCUGGUAAAAGUGAAAUCAUCUCACCCUGGUGGUAUUUUUCUAGGUUUAAGAUAAAACACUUGAACUGAAUGCCAGAUUAAAUGACAUUACUAAGAAAGAUGUUUUUUUUACUUUUCAUAUUUGGUUCAUCAUGUACAAUGUGUCCAGGUGCUGUAAAGUGCUGCCUUUCUGUUGUUGUCGUUGCACACAAAGAGAGAAGGGUUUGGUGGGGGGAGUGAGCCCAAACAGCCAAUCGGCAUCGAGCUGGCUGGAUUAGGCUGCAGAUGAUUGGCUGAUGCAGACUGUCAUUAACCAAAAAAGCCAUUUACUGUACAAAAUAAAAAGAACAAAAAAAAACCAUAAAUAAAAAUCUAAUUGAUGUAACGUUGGCUGAUUGAUUGUCUUUGUUGAUAUCAAUGAGUGCAAAUUUGUUUGUUACAAGAUGUGUUAUUUAUCACUGUCAGUGUGUCCCUCAGUCACCAUUUUAGCU
Anoplopoma fimbria (sablefish) is the source of this 1887-nucleotide messenger RNA. Its product is annotated as coiled-coil domain-containing glutamate-rich protein 1. The record is from RefSeq and is a predicted model, not a curated record. The transcript has a single exon. Lineage: Eukaryota; Metazoa; Chordata; Actinopteri; Perciformes; Anoplopomatidae. The coding region runs from base 435 to 1151 and encodes 238 amino acids.